AUGGGACUCAGUCUGAAGAACUUGCUCUCUGGAGCUCCAACACCCACCAGCCCAAAGACUCUAGGCUAUCGAUAUGACUGCUCGAAGCCAUCGAGCCCACCGAUCAAAGGAUCAUAUCCUCUCGUCACCAAAAAAUCGGGAAAUUUUCAUGGUGCAGUGGUGCGGCCAUCAACUUCAUCCUUCGCGACGAGACGCUCCUCUACCGCAAUAAAUCCAAAAACAACAUUAGGACAAACAAGUGAUGAAUUCAGCAUCUUUCACUCUCAGACUCUAGACUAUAGAUGCGCCUCUAGUUAUAUGGAUACUGAGAACUUCAAAAUUGUAGUGCCUCAAAGAACACAGGUGAUUUGUGACAAACAAAACUCACCCGCAGUAGCAUCAAACAGAGACUACCACAGACCUCGGAAUAACGAUACCACAGCUCGCUCAAUCUUCCAAUUUCCAUCAAACCUUUCUUUUUCUCGCCAUUCUCAAACUUCGCGAGGCCUUAUCUCUCGACAACGUAGACCUUAUAUUGAUUUACUUGAAGCGCAUUCCACAAUUAAAUCCUCAAAUGAUGUUUUCCAGAACCGUCUGAAAGCAACCGGUGUUAGGAACUACGGAGAAGAUGUUGCCAAUCGAAAUAUGGGCCAUGGUAGAGGCCUUAGUACUGAAGUACGACCGAAGACAAGCCCUUCUUCAAGUGCCACUUCACAUAAGAAGCCUACCCGGAAAUUUGGGCUGGGUGAUCAAGGAGGAUCUGAUAGUCGACCAAAGACAAGUUUUUCCACAAAUGAUACUCCAUGUAGAUUCCAUCAUAACUUUAGCCUUGGAAGAUCUAUCGACGCUCGCAAGGACCUAGAGCUUCCUGGUAAUGACGCGGCACAUGAUGCAACCCUUCCUGAGAUAGAUUGUGGUCAUGAUAGUACCAUUGGUCCAUGUUCACCUAACCCCAUAAUUCCUAGAUAUGGUCAAGACCGCCCACAUACAGCAGCUGCUAGUUCUGGUAUAAAUCAGCCAAAUCUCAGAGACCAUAAAGAUUCAGUUUCGUUAUCGGGCUCUAUACCUGCCGAGUCACCGCACAUACCAAAAUCUCACCUUGCGACCCUUAAUGCAAGAUGCGUAGAUUUAUCAUCUGCCCAUAGGAAUAAAAGACCUAAACGCCGUAUUCAUUCAGAAACUGAUUUACAUCGCAUUCAUGUAGCAUCCAAUCAAAUAGACUUACAUAAUGGCCCCAGGUCUGCUACUAGCUUACCUAGAUUUCCCAGAGAUAAUCACCUAAUAUCUAACUUGAACACUGACAAUUUCACGCAACUUUUGUCGAUUGACGAACCCAAUGACUUGCCGAAGCACAAGUAUUCUAAACAUUCAGAAAUUUUUGAUAAUUAUGUAAUUCCAAAGUUUAAAAACCACGGGUCACGCUAUUUCGUAAACGAUCAAAGUUGCCUGGAUUCUAAAUUACCUUCCCACAACCGUCAAGACCGGAUUUUAUCCAUCCACAAGGUUCAACCAGUAUCGGCGAAAAACUUUACACCACGAUCAGCAGAUAAAAAUAUACAAGAAGUUGAUAUAGGAUAUUCGCCAAAAAUUCGUUUAAGUGGCCAAGAAAUAGAGUUGGCUUCAUCCAUCAAUUCUCCUUGGGCAGACAAAUCUGCAUCAGGCUCUUUGUCCGAUAGGACUGUUGACUACUCGACGAGUUCGUCUUAUUCUUGUCACGAAUUUACUCCCAUAGCCUCACAUUCUAUCGCCUCUAAUCUUAAUGAAAAUCAUUUGCCCAAUGAAUUAGACACCUCUGCUCCUACAUCCGGUUCUGAUUGUUCGUGGCCACGAAGAUAUGAUCGAACAAAACAUGACAUCAUGGAAAUUGUUAGCGGAAAUGAGGGCAGAAGUGAAGAAACCACGGUUGGAAAAAGUUUGUCAUGUGCGUUCCCUCAGCUGGCCACAGGACUACAAUUCCCAACCAUUUCCAACGAAAAAUAUGAUUUAGAAGCUGCCUCAUCCAAAAACUCUCUCACACGUCAAUCUAGUAUUCUUUCUUCCCUACUUGAAUUUAAAGAAGUUGAUGACGACUCGAUGGGGUCUAAUCGACCACGUCUGAGGCCGGACGGAGAGGAACUCCUUUUUCGUGAUGAUGGCUAUGGUCCUGGCUUAGGUGGAAUGCUACCUGGUCUCUGCAUCGUGAGUCCUAACUUGAUGCACCAAGUUUCGAUAUGCCGAGAAGCGACGACAUCAGGUGUUGUCGUAUAG
Blumeria graminis f. sp. triticale is the source of this 2226-nucleotide messenger RNA. NCBI's taxonomy places the organism in Eukaryota, Fungi, Ascomycota, Leotiomycetes, Helotiales, Erysiphaceae. The record is from the annotation of a GenBank genome assembly.